AUGUCUCUCACCCACCCCCGUCGCAGUACAAAGACUACAUUGUCUGCUCUGACUCCUUCGUCCUCUGGUCAAGUCGCUACGUCAGGCCGGCCUACCGUUAAUACCACCAUGUCCCUUCGCAAAGGAGCGACCUUUCACUCACCUCCUUCACCUGAAGCAGAAGAAACAUUCAUCAUCCCAGGCCCCCCUCGUCGCGCUCAAUCAACCUUGGAAGAUGUGGUCGAUGCCCACGAACGCCGUGUCGCAUUAACCCUCGCUGAUAUUGAUCGUGGACUCGCUGCUGUAGAAGACCGUUCACCAACUGCUAGACAAUCAUUCCCCGACGAAGCUGAUCCAAUUCCUCAAGGCUUCCUCAAUCAUACCGUCGGCACCCCAUCAGAAAGCUCAUACGGUCCCAUCAUGGAUGGUGUCAUGUCCAAGGAGCCUUCCUUGAUUGGAAGACGCUCCCUUCGUCCUCGACACAACCGACGCCCAUCACGAUACUCGGACAGUGCAUUGGGUUCAUCUAUUGGAUCUCGAUCUGGUAAGAUGGCUGCUGAUACCGCCGCGACAAGCGUCACCGAGGAGACGCAAACCAAAUCGAAAGCUGCCGCUUCAGCUAUAACUAGGUCCGCUGCUGCCAACUCUAACGUCGAGAACCUCCCACGGCUGAGCUCGCGAGCGACCAACCGCAUUCACGAGCACAUCUUGAGACCCUUGUUGGCCAAGUCUUCCUUGAAAGAUUUUCACCCAAUUGUGAAGGAUUGCCCGAGAAGAAUUCAUGGCAAGGAGAUUGUAUGUCUCCGUGAUUUGGAAAAGACUUUGAUAUUUAUGGCACCUGUAAGUGACAUUCAAACUGAUGUUGUUGAGGGAGUCGCUCACUGGUUUUCGCGUUUGAAGGAGAGGACCAAGACAGCCGCCUUGUAUCUCGAUUUCUGCCUCACGUCAAUCCGGUGUAUUCAAGCGACGGUGGAAUUUUUAAGCGAACGCGAACAGACUCGACCUCACGACCGCCCUUAUACUAACGGAUACUUCGUGGAUCUUGUCGACCAGAUUAAACAAUACGCCCAACAGGUUCAGGCGGCGAAAGAAAAGGAAGAGAAAGGAGAGAAAUUGGGCGAGAUGGAUCCUGAGUCAACCGACGAGGUUAGACUACAUGGUGGUCUCACCAAGAAUGGCCGUCCAGCUGAACUGGUUCGUGUCAAGAAGAACGGCAAGGCCAUUUCGGUAGCAACUGGACUUCCAGUCGAAUUAGAGGAUGAGGAUACCAAGGAUUCCCUUCGAUUCAAGCGUUCAUUGAGUCAAGAAGCCGAGGAUGAUGAAGCUAUCAUGCGUUCCAUGGCUCGCCGAAAGAGGUCCGCCUCCGCAGCCGAGCUUGCACCAAAACGAUGCCGUGAACCUGGAUGUGAUAAAGAAUUCAAACGUCCCUGUGAUUUGACCAAGCACGAGAAGACCCACUCCCGUCCAUGGAAGUGUCCAGUUGAGUCUUGCAAAUAUCACGAGUAUGGUUGGCCAACCGAGAAGGAGAUGGAUAGACAUCACAAUGACAAGCACUCUGCUGCUCCACCUUUGUACGAGUGUCACUACAAGCCUUGCCCAUACCGCUCCAAGCGUGAGUCCAACUGCAAACAGCAUAUGGAGAAGGCUCACGGAUGGGAAUACGUUCGAUCCAAGAACAACGGAAAGAACCGAGAUGGAAAGCCUUCAACCAACACUGUCAAUGGACUUGCCACUCCUCAAACCACACUGGCUCAAACUCCAAGCAGUCAUGGUGACAAUGUUGCAACUCCCGAGGAUGAUGAUUAUGGUAUGCCAGAUGCUUAUGAUAGCGCUACCAUGUUUGAUCAACAGAACCAGUUGAACUUUCCAGAGUACAACCCUGACAUGGAUAUGUUUGCACCACAACAACACCUCCAACUUGACUUUUCACCAAUCUCCGAACUUCACCAAUCAGGUUCAUCAAAUGGUCAAUCUCCCUACUCCGACAUUCAUCCUGGUCAAGAUCAAUUCCAGAAUUUCUCGCACUCCAAUAACGUUGACUUUAACCUUUUUGGAGAUGAAGAUCUUUAUAAUGCUCACGCACACCUACCAACACCUACCCACGAUGUCUUCCAGCGCGCCAUUGGUGCUUUUGAGACUUCGGGUAUUCCUCUAGGCUCCGACCCAGUUCCUCACAUCUCUCCUGUUGGUCACGGAAACACGAUGCUUUACACACCAACCUCGCUUCGUGAAGUUGACGAGGGUUUUGCUGAUGACUUUGCUCCAACCAAUUGCCAACCACACAUUGGUCAUUCCAACGACUUUCAGCUCUUCCCCUCGAAUGCUGGAGGCAAUCUCGGCAAUUCCACCACCACUGGGUUGUUUGGAGAAAUUCCAAGACCUAAUUUCUUCCCCGGCACAUCCGCUCAGGAUCUUCUUGAUUUCUAUGCCGCCACCACCGCAGCCGCCAUUCAGCAUCACAACCCUCAGCCAAUGGAUUGGUCGUCUAAUGAGGGGCAAUACAAUGGCUAUGGAAGCAACUAA
Messenger RNA from Glarea lozoyensis ATCC 20868, 2502 nucleotides. Its product is annotated as C2H2 and C2HC zinc finger. The coding region runs from base 1 to 2502 and encodes 833 amino acids. The transcript has 2 exons. The record is from RefSeq and is a predicted model, not a curated record. Lineage: Eukaryota; Fungi; Ascomycota; Leotiomycetes; Helotiales; Helotiaceae.